Molecule: messenger RNA, 836 nt
Organism: Ochotona princeps (American pika)
Lineage: Eukaryota; Metazoa; Chordata; Mammalia; Lagomorpha; Ochotonidae
Gene: EMP1
Product: epithelial membrane protein 1
Exons: 6
Coding region: 294-770 (158 amino acids)
Cellular component (GO): plasma membrane
Source: RefSeq, a predicted model, not a curated record
UUUCAGAAAAGUCAUCACUGAAGCUGAGAUUGAGUGCUCUGUGCAUUGGUGUAGGCCAGACUGAUUCAUAGAAACUCCUUUAAAACACCAGUGAGAAGAAGCCGCCCAGGACACACCCCAGCUCACCAGCCGAGGAAACUUAUAACCUCAGGAGGCAGGGCCCUCCCCUCACUGCAGUCGCACACCUCCAGUGGAGCAGACCGGGCAGCCACCAGCUCCUGCUUACUCCGGCCACCUCCGUUGCUGGGUCCCCCAAGAACUUUCUUCUCUCACAAGUGACCAAGCAAGGCACGAUGUUGGUGUUACUGGCUGCCAUCUUUGUGGUCCACAUCGCCACCUGUGUUAUGCUCUUUGUUUCGACCAUCGCCAAUGUCUGGGUGGUUGCAAAUUCAAUGAACUCAUCCGUAGGUCUCUGGAAAAACUGUACCAGUGGUGACUGCGUAGGCCUGACAUAUGGCGGUGAAGGUGCCAUCAAGGCGGUACAGGCCUUCAUGAUCCUCUCCAUCAUCUUCUCUGUCAUCUCCCUCCUCACCUUUGUGUUCCAGCUCUUCACCUUGGAGAAGGGAAAUCGCUUCUUCCUGACAGGGGCCACCAUGCUGGUGUGCUGGCUGUGUAUUUUGAUCGGAGCCUCCAUCUACACUAACCGUUAUGCCAACAGGGACAUCUCUAGUGGUGGUCAACAUCAUGGCUAUUCCUUCAUCCUGACCUGGAUCUGCUUCUGUUUUUCCUUUGUUGUUGGUGUUCUCUACUUGGUCCUGAGAAAGAAAUAAGGCUGAACAAGUGUAUGGGGACCUGGGGGGUGGGGAGGAGGAAGCAGUCGGAUCUGGGAGGGAAGU